Molecule: messenger RNA, 1332 nt
Organism: Asparagus officinalis (garden asparagus)
Lineage: Eukaryota; Viridiplantae; Streptophyta; Magnoliopsida; Asparagales; Asparagaceae
Product: cation/H(+) antiporter 15-like
Exons: 3
Coding region: 1-1332 (443 amino acids)
Biological process (GO): regulation of pH
Cellular component (GO): endomembrane system
Source: RefSeq, a predicted model, not a curated record
AUGGCAGCAGGAUUGAAUGUGAAACAGGAAGAAAGAGGAAAAAGUAGCAAGAAGGAUAGCAACCUUAAACAAGCCCUAACUUCUGAGUAUCUAAAGAAAAUGAUCACUCAUCAAGCUUUCACCGUCUUGAUCCUCUCCGUCAUCAUCUUUGGCGGGGUCACCUCUCCCUUCAUCAAAUACAUCUACCGCCCUGAGGACCGCUUCAUCGCCUACAAGCGUCGUACAGUCCAGCACACAAAACCCAGCGCCGAGCUCCGCAUCCUGGCCUGCAUCUACCACCAAGAAAAUGUCAAUUCCAUCCUCUCCCUCCUCGAAUCCACCCAUCCCUCCUCCUCCUCUCCCAUCUGCAUUUACGUCCUCCACUUCACCAACCUUGUAGGCCGUGCUGCCGCCAUCCUCGCCCCUUACAAACAUAACAAGAGCUCCAACCUCAUCACCGAGACCGACCACAUCGUUAACGCCUUCAACUACUUCUCCCAGCAAAACCCCAACAACUCCGUCACCAUCCUCCCCUUCGUCUGCCUCUCCCCUUACUCCACAAUGCACGACGAUGUCUGCUCCCUCGCACUCGACAAGAAAGCCGCUCUCGUCCUCCUCCCUUUCCACAAGCACCUUGCUAUUGACGGGACCAUCGAGUCCAUCAAUCCUAACAUCCAGAACGUCAACGUCAACGUUCUCCACUAUGCCCCGUGCUCGGUAGGAAUCCUUGCCACUUUAAGCACGGCGACGAUGAGCCGUGUGGCGGUGUACUUCUUCGGUGGGCCUGAUGACAGGGAGGCCUUGGCAUACGGGAUGAGGAUAGCGGAGAACGAUACAGUUGGGCUGACGCUGGUGAGGUUUCGGCCACCGAAGGAGUUGAGAGAUAGCGGGAUGGAGACAAAGCUCGACGAUGCAAUUGUGGAUGAGUUUAGGAGAAGAAUGGUGGAUGACAACCGGGUGGUUUAUAGGGAGGAGGUGGUGAUCGACGGGGAGGGGACAGUGGGGGUGAUACGGGCGAUGAGUAGUCAGUUUAGUUUGCUGAUAGUCGGGCGGAGGGAGGGGAAGGAGUCGAGGUUGACGGAGGGGUUGUCAGCGUGGAACGAGUAUCCCGAGCUCGGGGUCGUUGGGGAUUUGCUGGCAUCCACGACGGAGGGGUUGUCAGCGUGGAACGAGUAUCCCGAGCUCGGGGUCGUUGGGGAUUUGCUGGCAUCCACGGAUUUCGGAGGGAGGGUGUCAACGCUGGUGGUGCAGCAGCAGACAAGGUUUGGUGCAGGUGGAAAAGGGCAGACGGCCGGGAGGCAAAAGGUGCAUCAUCAACGUCAAGUUGCGCCUGCCGAGUUUGAUGAAGAGUGA